This is a messenger RNA of Aspergillus affinis, 639 nucleotides long. Its product is annotated as DsbA family oxidoreductase. Gene Ontology annotation, molecular function: oxidoreductase activity. The record is from RefSeq and is a predicted model, not a curated record. NCBI's taxonomy places the organism in Eukaryota, Fungi, Ascomycota, Eurotiomycetes, Eurotiales, Aspergillaceae. The transcript is spliced from 3 exons. Bases 1 to 639 code for a protein of 212 amino acids.
AUGCCGGUCAUACAAAUCGAAAUUAUCUCGGACGCCAUCUGUCCCUGGUGCUAUAUCGGCUACCGAAACCUCCAAAAAGCCAUUAAACUCUACCAAAAGACAUAUCCCGGCGGAUCCCAAGUUGUGUUUGACAUAACGUGGAAACCCUACUUCCUCGACCAGAUUCCUCGCGAGAAUCGAAUGCUCCGUCGCAUGAACCCUGACAUGGUUCACGGUGCUCAGAUGCGCCUGAAGCGAGUGGGCAUGAGCGUCGGGAUCGACUUCAAAUUUGGCGGAUGGAUCGGGAGUACGCGCAAGGCGCACCAAUUGCUCUAUUUAGCUCGCAAGGAGAGCAGUGAGCUGCAAUGUCAGCUAUCCGAGAUGCUGUUCCACUAUCAGUUUGAAAAAGAGGCCGAUAUUAGUCGGCCGGACGUACUGGUGAAAGCAGCGAUGCAGGCUGGAAAUCCAGAACAGAAGGUCCGGGGAUGGCUGUCUAGUGAAGAAGGCAUUGAGGAGACGGAGGAAGAGGCCAAGAAGAUUAGGGAAUCCGGUAUUGUCGGCGUACCUCAUUUUAUUAUUCGUGGGACAGAGCACUUGAAGGGAGCGGAGGAUAUCGAAGAGCUGUUUCAGGCUUUUUUCACAGUGGGUGAGAGGAAGUAA